AUGACCACCGCAGCAGGCGAAACCAAAGAUGGCACGGCAUAUUACGGUUACCUGUUCACCAAAGCGAAGCCAAUCCCGCUUGCGACGCCCGUGCUUGAUGCCCUCCUGAGAGCCAUUGCCCUGCAUAUUCAAAACGAAAUCGGUGACAAAAAUGAGAAGCACCUGACCCCGGCGAAGCUCGCUGCAUUCUACAAAACCGCUGGGCAUGACUGGGACUCAUUCUUUGUUGAAAUGCCCCAUCUGGCCAUUUCCACGGUCUACUCUGGCUUGGGCUGCCAACAUUGGCUCCUUCCGAGCGAUGACGACUUCGCGCCGCCGUCCAUCCCUGCACUGACGCUGAAGGGAUUUGUGCAAUGGCAGACGAUCCAGACCUUGCUGGGACCCCAGACUCAAGUGCCCGUGUUGCAGUUUGCCGCCGCCCACUGGGCAUUGAAGCAUCCCGACACUGGCGAGCCGCUGCCUGUUGACCUUCCGAAGGAGGCUUUCCCAUCCGAAGCCGACCCUGAUACGGAUCACUGGCACCAGGAAUGUGCACGGAGGGCCCGUCUCAAGGCGACCGAAGGCGACCCACCUGAGCCGCCCAAGGAGCCGCCGAAACCCGACUUCACGGACCGCAAGGUCCCUUACAGCCAUGUCCGGGGUCACGGGGGUCGGUGGGAGGAUGUACCCUGAGACACCAUGGACGAGGGACUGAGAAAACUCGCGCCGGCGUUAUUACGGGGAGAUGCACAUCGACAGCGAGGCUAGAAAGCAAUGGGCCCUGCUCUCCGCGCCACACUCGCACCAACCGGCAAGUUUCUGGGGAAGGGGUUGAGGCAGGGUCAAAAGAUCAUGAUGUCACGACGCAAUGAUGAUGAUGAUGAUGAUGGAAUUCAUAGGCACACUUGGGAAAUGAUUUUGAUUCUGCCCGGCGUUAUACAAGGCACGUUGCGGAAGGGCAUAUGUAGAGCGGUUACUUCGGUUGCAAUCGAACGACCUUGUCCAACUC
Molecule: messenger RNA, 988 nt
Organism: Thermothielavioides terrestris NRRL 8126
Lineage: Eukaryota; Fungi; Ascomycota; Sordariomycetes; Sordariales; Chaetomiaceae
Exons: 4
Coding region: 1-672 (223 amino acids)
Source: RefSeq, a predicted model, not a curated record